AUGCAAUUCAUUGGCCCUACUUAUAAAAAAAAAGCAGUGAACACACCAGUGAACAGCAUCUCUGAUGUGAGUCGAGAGCAUCUCCUGGACAAAUUUCACAAGCUUCACCGCCUCCUCAAGUGUGAAACAGUGGAGACCCAAGGUGGGAAGAGCAUCUCUGCUUCCCGUCACCCACAGGGCCUCAUGUUCUGCAUUGAACAUCUUGCUGCCAAGUUUGUGAGACAAGGUUGGGAGCAGGUGGGAAGUAAGCCUGAGGCUGCAUUUCCUCUGGCAGCUGUCAUUAUUGCCCUAUGGCACCAUCAUCCUCAACUGGGAGAUCUUCUUCUGGCCAAUUUCUAUGAGCAUUGUCCAUAUCUCCUUCCUUACUAUGUUCCCAAAUUGCAGGGACAGACUGAUCAGGAAUACUAUGAGGCUCUGGGUUAUCUGUAUACAAAUGGUCAAGUGGAGAAGCAAGACAAGUUCUUGAAGAGAAUGGCUGGAAUUACAAGACUUUAUGCAGGGCUAAUGGUCACUCCCUCCCAAUCUGGGUUUCAUCCUUUUGGUAUCAACAAUGCCUGGACAUGGCUUGCUGAAAUUCUCCAGCUUGAUCCCAGACCAGAUAUCACAGCAACAGUGCUCCAUGAGUUCCUGUCAGUGGCUGGGAAUGCCUUACAGAUGACAUAUCAGCGCCAGUUCUUCAAGCUCAUUCAUGUUCUAUGCACAGAAUACCUGAAGCGGCUUGUUGAGGUCACACCCAAGGGUCAGGGUGGACCUGUAACUCGACUUGAACACUUCCUUCAACAGGCACUGCGCAGUCAACAUUUUCCUCCUCCUGAAGGCAUGCUUCCAGCAUCCUUCCUCAUCAUUUGACCUGAUUUUGUGAUCAGUUGGAUAUAACUGAAUGUAUCAUUGUUUUUGCCUUCCUUAUUUCAGUUGUCAGUUUCUGAAAAUUUUACCUGUUUAAAAAAUUGAAGAAUAAGGAAUCUCUACACUCCUGGC
Molecule: messenger RNA, 978 nt
Organism: Darwinula stevensoni
Lineage: Eukaryota; Metazoa; Arthropoda; Ostracoda; Podocopida; Darwinulidae
Source: the annotation of a GenBank genome assembly